This is a messenger RNA of Paramecium pentaurelia, 1280 nucleotides long. NCBI's taxonomy places the organism in Eukaryota, Ciliophora, Oligohymenophorea, Peniculida, Parameciidae. The record is from the annotation of a GenBank genome assembly.
AUGGAUUUUUAAUUGCCUAAGAGGUAUGGACUAAAUAAACCUACUUUUAAAAUGAUGUACAGUAUAUCCUAAUAAGGGCUGGCUAACAUUUUGCUAAAUUUGAUUCCUCACUCAAACCACUCAAAAAUCUAAACACAUUCAUUGAUCUCUCUAAACCUAUUUAAGAACUUAAUUAUAUAGAACAUAGGAAGGUUCGUCAGAUUAUGCAACAUCUCAAAUUCUAAUCUUAGAGUCGUAAAUUCAUCAAUCAUUAGGAUGAAUAGAUUGCAGCCAUAAGUUAACAAUUAGAAAUGGAAUUAGAAAAUCUAGCAAGAGAAGAUUCUCCAACACCUUAAGUAGAUUUAGUCAAACUCAAAUUUCCAUCAGAAAUGCAAACUAAAUUUGUACAUGAAUCAGCAGCUACUCUCGAAACUCAUUAUAAUCUACAUCGAAUCAAAGAAAAAAUGAAUCAUCGUAAUAUUACUUUAACAGAAAGUGAUCUACUUAAUAAAAUUACACAAAUUAACUUCUAAACUGCAAGAAACACAGACACUAAAGAAUUUUAUCAUAAUUUUAGUAGUUCUCAUCCUAGAUUAAAAAAAGAAUAGAAAUAAUUGAGUCUUGAUCAAAAAUACUAAAUACUUAAGGAAUAUUUAAAACAAAGAGGUAUAGUAGUAGGAAGAAAAGAAUCUAUUCCUAAUGAAGGAUAUUUACAAUUUUAUCAUGAAGCUACUAAUAGAUUAAUUAAAUAAACUAAAGAACAAUAACUUUUAAAAUUUAGAAAGAGUAUUACUUUAAAGACUGCACCUGAUAAUUAAGAUCAUUCUCCUAAUAAAAAAAUGAGUGUUACAAAAAUAACAACAAUACCUACUACUGUAGGAACAACACCUGCUUUAAUUGGUAUAACUCCUAGUAAUUUUACUAUGCUUCAUUAAUCCUUAAUUAAAUUGAAUGCAGGAUAGAAUAGUUCUCCAGUUUUUAUUUCUCAUAGACAUAGAACAGAAAGAGAGAAAUCACCUGAAAAACCUUAUUCAGAAAAAUGGUAGGAUUUUUAGAAUAAAACAGAAGCUUUAUAAAGUUAUUAUCUUCAUGAAGGAAAGGAAUGUUUAUAAACUUUAGAAGAUUUAGAGAAUACUAUAGAAAAACCUUACUUGAGACAUUUUAAUUAAAUUAUCAAAGUUGAAUAAGAAUAAGGGAAUUUAGAAGAAGAAUAAAAAUAAAAUAAAAUAAUGAGAAAAAGAAAAUAGAAUUUGCCAAAAAAAAUAAGAAUGUAGAAGAUCUUCAAAUCUGAAUUAUAGUGA